UAUAUUCUCACACGUGUUUACUUUCACGAAUCGUGUUGUUAGGAUACACAAGCGCAGCUAUCGUACAAAUGUAUUAGGAUAUAAAAUACGCUGAAAAUAAAACUCAUAACCAAAUGCGAAAACAAAAACAAAGAAAUACAGAAUAGUGACAAGGCAGAAAGGAAGGUAGCAAGGGACCCAGGCAUUUAUUUUUAAAGGGUAAUCAUCACGUUUUACGCCCGGCAGAGAGGCGUAUCGAUUGUGUCGGAACCCGACUAGUUCACGCGGAAAUAAAUACAUUGUUUCCUUUUUACCUGCAAUGAAAAGUUUCAACCUUAAUAGGACUAUUGUUAUGUAUAAUACAAAAAAAAAAAAAAAAAAAAAUAUAUAUAUAUGAAUAAAAUCACGUCUCGCCUCUUACUAGCUUUAGUUUUCUAUAGACUACUUAAACACGAACUCCUAAAUUUAUUGACCGCACUUGUCCCUCAAGGAAAGGGUCAACUCGUUCUAGACGUGUAGUCUGAUCGUUGGUGGAGCUCAUUCUGUCUCAGUCUCUCUCCCAAGUAGGUCUGUUGCGUUCAUUUCUUCCGCAUUUCCUCUGUAAAGCCUAUAAAGGGAAAAACUGCCGCAAAAUGAAGAUCGCUGAGCGACCCAUAUUAAUCGUCAUAAUAACUGGGAUUCUGGUAUUGGUCUAUUUCUUCUCGAGGGAAAAGCCACCCACAAGUUUACUCACCCCCAAAAAUUCUUUGACAAUGGACAACCAACCCCCUGCAGUCAGCGUACAAACGGAGGCCCCCGAGGUACUUAUACCGGAGGAGUUCCCUCUCCUCUCGGCACAGGACCCGGUUCUUGUUGCGUAUGUCAAGCAGCGACUCCUACAGCCGCCUGCAGUAGGAGAUUACAACCUCUCGCAGCCCGACAGAAAGCACUUCUCGCAGUACACGCAGAGUCGGAUCGCAUGUAGACUUCUUGAAGGAUUAGAAAAAGGCUUCUUCUUGGAAGCCGGAGCACUGGACGGAGAAGACAAGAGCAACAGCUUGUACUUCGAGAGGGAGCGGUCCUGGACGGGCCUCCUCGUGGAGCCGGACCCUUCGCUGUACAAAACGCUCGUCUCGAAGAAGCGUAAAGCGUUCUCCAUCAACGCGGCCUUCUCGCUCGCCAACGCGUCGGAUGUGGCCAACUUCGUACCACACCGAGGACUGGGCCACCUGGUGCCGAAAGGACACAAAGGGAUACCUGUGAAGACUGUCCCCAUCGCCACCUUGCUGCGCGCUCUGGACGUCUCUCAGAUCGACUACUUUUCCAUAGACAUCGAGGGAGCCGAGCUGAAGGUUCUCGCGACAUUUCCGUGGGAUAAAGUCAAGAUUCGACUGAUGUGCAUCGAAGUUAACCACAUAGGGAUCGAACGUGUGAAUUCCUUCAUGGAGGAACGAGGAUACAUGUACGUCGGCAAGCGAGAUAUCGACGCGUGGUAUGGGUGGAAGGACCUGCUUCAGGAAACGAUCAAUGUAGAGGAAUAUCCAAAGGAGUUAGCUCCCUUGUGCAAUGAUUAAGUUGUAGGCAGUGUUUAAAAGGAUAUCCAAAGGAAUUGUAUGGUGUUUUGUCUAGAUUUCUCAGGUAUUAGAUAGAUUAUAAUUUAGGGUGUGGCAUUGUUGUGGCUUUUGAUUUUCUUUUAGUUUUGUGUUCUUAAUCUUCAUCUGACACCUGCGGUUUUUUUUUUUUUUUUAUCGCAGCACCGACCAUGCUCAUCUAUCCUUUCCUGUAAGCCUCGCAAUAACCCCUUACAAUAAUUUUCAUUCUUUCAUGAAACGGAAUGAUCAUUGGGCUGAUCAGCCGUGGCAUCCCAAACAUUUGGGAUGUAGUCAAGAGCCAUAAAAUAAGCAAGUUUUUUCUUUACUCAUGGUUUCAUCGAAUUAGGAAUGCUAUCUCUGCCGUUCGUUCAGUAGGAAUAAAUCUCAGCCAGACAUAUUCUACCAUUUGCACUGAUAAACGAUUUCUACAGAAACCACUGACUUGCUGCCAGCAGCUUCACCGUAACCCUGAUAAGGGGAGCUCAUAGGGUACCAUCCUUGAACCCCAGGGCGCAGUUUAACUUCCUGCCUAGGACGUUAAGUACAGUGUUUGAUGUCACCUUGUCAUCAUGUAGUUGACUGGGUAUACUGGGGCAGCAGACCUAUGAUUGUUCCACAGGGGAGUAGUUGGUUAGGUAAUCACUGUUGGUGGUUCUCAACCCACGAUCAUAACUACGAUAUACUCAACCCCGUACAAAUCCGCACUCACAUUGCGCGCAUGUGAGUGUGUGUGCAGUC
Penaeus monodon (black tiger shrimp) is the source of this 2288-nucleotide messenger RNA. RefSeq lists its product as uncharacterized. The coding region runs from base 612 to 1532 and encodes 306 amino acids. The record is from RefSeq and is a predicted model, not a curated record. Lineage: Eukaryota; Metazoa; Arthropoda; Malacostraca; Decapoda; Penaeidae. The transcript has 6 exons.